AUGGAGGCCACAUCGUCGAGCGAUUACCAGCAUUUGAUUGAUGUAAGUGCAUGUAAUAUGUAGCUUCUACAUUCUUUUUGACAACGUCAAAUUUUAAUCGCCGAAUUUCAUUCUUUAAAAGGUUGAUUUUAUUUGUCCAAUAAAAAAAUCAUCAGAAGCUCUUGGCCACGUUUUUUUGAUUGUAUGUCGAUGGCGCUUUAAAGACGUACUUGUAAAAAAUUAACCCUUUAAAAACGUAUUGAUUGUAAAAACUUUUUAAUCAAACAAGGUCAACAGAGUCAUGUAGUCUGUAACCUUCUUUUGCGACUGUUUUUUAUGACGCGUUAUGCCAAAAAAAUCGAAUGCUUUUUAGCGAGAACGUAAAAGUAUUAGGCUCACAUUGUUAAUUAGUCAAAUAUUCCCAACAGACGGUUAAUUCCCUACAUUUCAGAUAUUUAAAUACCUCGACAAUGAAUCUUUGCAACAGUUGCAACUUGCAUCCAAACUUACCUACGACAUCGUGAAAGAGCACUUUUAUCAACUCAGCCGACCGAAUUUAGAAAUUGUCCAGAUCCACAAAGCCGAUGAUAAAAUUCAAUGCCGAUGUUUACAUAAAAAUGGGAAAGCAAGAACGUUUGAGACCCACAAUAUUCGCGUAAGCUUUUUGAUGACGUUUGAUGCAACAAUCUUCCAAUGUAAUCAUCAAAAUUUGCAUUGCAGGAAGCGUUCCGAUGGCUGAACCCCUUGAUCCACAACACAAAUAUCCGUUUGUUCGCAAUGAUUCAAAUAAAUCUCAGCGAUUCCUGUCUCCACGAGCUUGCCGGCUGCCUUCCCUGCCACAUUAAGCAACUCAGCAUGAGUGGUGUGGAUUUUUUGGAGAUUUCACCAAGUGUUUUUGAAGAUAUGCUGUCGUUAACGCUACGCGCCGAUCGCUAUGCUUUCACAUGCGUUACAAAUGUGGCCAGCGGGCAUUUUAAUGGAAAAUUGUUGGAGAGUGAGGCAUUUAUGGAAGCGGAACAGGUACAGGUUUCCACCAUAAUAUGUACAGAUUAAUUCUUGUAGAUUGAUAUCGACAUUUUGAGCUUUCAACAUCUCACAUUGCCGUGCCUAUCGUUCUAUGAGAAUUCCAUAAUCACUUGGUUUUUCCAUGGUCGUCAAGAGAUCCGAAGGACCUUAAUUGGCAAUCGACUCUGUUUGGGACCAUUUUUCUUGGCUGUCCUUUUAAAGGUAAGAUUUUAACUCACAGUAUAAGGUCUCAAGUGCGACGCAUAGAUCUUUUAAACUUUUCACAGUCGUUGGGCGCAGGGAAGAUGCCAGUUUACACAAAGUUGGCUAGCGCUUUCAAGGGCCAUAUAACUUAAACUUGUGCCAAUAAAAUCUCGAGCGGCCCACCGCACGUGGGCCGCUCCCCUGGCCGUAAAUAAAAUCAAAAUGCUUAGUUUUCAGACAUUCAUGGAGGAAACAACUUCAAGGCCGGCUCAGAUGGUCCUCUGCGGCCGGAUCACUCAAUGCACCGAAUCGUAUAAACAUCUCAUGCACCUGAAAAGAGGAAAAACAGUGCUGACCGUGAGGAAUGAGAGAACCGCCGAGGAACUUAUCAUCUCAAUGCUGGCGUCCGAGGAUAAGGUCGAGGUGUGCAGAAGUGAACUUAGCAAUAACAACCAUGUAAAGCGAUUAAGGCCGGUUGGUCAAGCUGUUCGUUAA
This is a messenger RNA of Bursaphelenchus xylophilus (pine wood nematode), 1683 nucleotides long. NCBI's taxonomy places the organism in Eukaryota, Metazoa, Nematoda, Chromadorea, Rhabditida, Aphelenchoididae. The record is from the annotation of a GenBank genome assembly.